AAAAAGCAAGCGUCUGAGCAGAUAGAGCGCAGUCACCGUUUGAUAUCACCUGCUUGAACAAUCAGCCUGGGAGGAUGAAGUACUUGGUUAUCGUAUUGCUGGCAGCUUUGGCCUCGGCCGCUCCUCAACUUGGACUUGGAGGUCUUGGAGGAGGAGGAGGAGGAGGAGACCAAGGGGGAGCUGGCUACGGUGGUGGCCUUGGAGAAGGACUUGGAGGAUCUGGACUUGGGGAAGGCCUUGGAGGAGGAGGCUACGAUGGCAAUCUUGGAGGAGGUGGACUUGGUGGAGGACUUGGCCAAGGACUAGGAGGCCUUGGAGGUGGAUUGGGAGGAUAUGGAAAUGGGCUUGAUGGAGCUGGACUUGGAGGAGGGCUUGGCCAAGGAUUAGGAGGACUUGGUGGUAAUGGACUUGGCCAAGGAUUAGGAGGUCUUGGAGGAGGACUUGGGCAAGGAGGACUUGGCCAAGGAUAUGGAGGUCUUGGAGAUGGACUUGGAGGAGGACUUGGACAAGGACUAGGAGGUCUUGGAGGAGGACUUGGGCAAGGAGGACUUGGCCAAGGAUAUGGAGGUCUUGGUGAUGGACUUGGAGGAGGACUUGGGCAAGGAGGACUUGGCCAAGGACUAGGAGGACUUGGGCAAGGAGGACUUGGCCAAGGACUAGGAGGUCUUGGAGGAGGACUUGGCCAAGGAUAUGGAGGUCUUGGAGAUGGACUUGGAGGAGGACUUGGCCAAGGAUUAGGAGGGCUUGGAGGACUUGGGCAAGGAGGACUUGGCCAAGGACUAGGAGGACUUGGAGGAGGACUCGGCCAAGGAGGACUUGGCCAAGGACUAGGAGGACUUGGAGGAGGACUUGGCCAAGGACUAGGAGGACUUGGAGGAGGACUUGGCCAAGGACUAGGAGGUCUUGGAGGAGGACUUGGCCAAGGACUAGGAGGUCUUGGAGGAGGACUUGGCCAAGGAGGACUUGGCCAAGGAGGACUUGGCCAAGGAUUAGGAGGUCUUGGAGGAGGACUUGGCCAAGGAGGACUUGGCCAAGGACUAGGAGGUCUUGGAGGAGGACUUGGCCAAGGAGGACUUGGCCAAGGACUAGGAGGUCUUGGAGGAGGACUUGGCCAAGGAGGACUUGGCCAAGGACUAGGAGGUCUUGGAGGAGGACUUGGCCAAGGAGGACUUGGCCAAGGACUAGGAGGUCUUGGAGGUGACGGUUAUGGCUUUGGUCGUUAACAAUGACUCAAACCUGGGCUUAAAAUGUUAAAGCAAAGCUAAUCAAAAUGUGAAGUUCUUGGACACCCGACAGGAUUUUCUCUAUGGAUCAAAUGCUACUAUUUUCUUAGUUUUUUAUAUAGAACGCAUAACUUGUUACAGAGACUAUUUUAUUUUAUUUUAUGUAUAUGAUAAUAUAUAUAAAUAUUCGAAUGCAUAAUGUUACAAUUCCUUUACAGAUUUACUAUGACGAGACCAUUCUCACUGCUUGUGAUAUUUUUUAUCUUCUUGACUACAUCUAAUUAAACUACCUCCUAUAACUAAUGCUAGUCUACAGGAAUUGUAAUAUUAUUUAUGAAGAAUAAAUCAGAAUUUGCA
This is a messenger RNA of Macrobrachium nipponense, 1580 nucleotides long. RefSeq lists its product as uncharacterized. The record is from RefSeq and is a predicted model, not a curated record. The coding region runs from base 75 to 1223 and encodes 382 amino acids. Lineage: Eukaryota; Metazoa; Arthropoda; Malacostraca; Decapoda; Palaemonidae. The transcript is spliced from 2 exons.